Molecule: messenger RNA, 1425 nt
Organism: Hirsutella rhossiliensis
Lineage: Eukaryota; Fungi; Ascomycota; Sordariomycetes; Hypocreales; Ophiocordycipitaceae
Product: protein-glutamate O-methyltransferase C1393.13
Exons: 6
Coding region: 1-1425 (474 amino acids)
Biological process (GO): DNA damage response
Cellular component (GO): nucleus; cytoplasm
Molecular function (GO): phosphatase activity
Source: RefSeq, a predicted model, not a curated record
AUGGAAUUCGACACCAAGACACCCAAGUCGGUUACCAGCGACCCGACGUCGUUUGCCAGCGACUCGGUCCGCAAGCGCUGGCCCGUCAUCCUGACGGGCGCCAUCGACGACCUUUACCGCGCCAUCUCCAGGACCGACGACCCUGAGAAGCAGGCCGAGGGCAAGAGGAUUGUCGAGCAGCUCGGAAAUCUCAAGUACGAGGUCCAGCACGAUCGCAAGCUCUCACCCAUUGUCGACGAUGGCUACCCCCGAGAGACUGCCGCCUACAACAAGGAGGUCGAAGACCUCGGAAACCCCAGCUGGUUAGACGUCCCGUGGCUCUUUUCCGAGUGCUACAUGUACCGACGCAUCAGCACCUUUUUCCAGCUCACAAAGCACUGGAAGAGCUACGACAUGUUCGCCCGCCAAAAGAUCGACACCUUCCGAACCUCGCGCAACGCUGUGCUGGAGCUGGCCUCCCGCUACAGAGAGCUCAUCGAGCAGCUCCGCGCAGACAAGGACAUCACCCGUGACGACGAGGCUGAGAAGCUUUUAUUCUCGGAGUUCUUCGAGAUUUGUCUCUGGGGCAAUGCCACCGAUCUCUCCCUCCUGACCAAUCUCACCUACGAGGACAUCCAGAAGCUCCAGGGCAGCGCCGCCCGCAAGGCUGCCGAGGCCAACAUCCUCAUCAACGACCUCCCCGCCGCCUACGAUAUCCUCCACAAGGCCCGGGCCGCCGGGAAAAAGGAGCGCCGCGUCGACUUUGUCCUCGACAACGCCGGCUUCGAGCUCUACGUCGACCUCAUCCUCGCCGGCUUCCUCCUCUCCUCGGGCCUCGCCACCCAUAUCGUCCUGCGCCCCAAGUCGAUGCCUUGGUUCGUCUCCGACGUCCUGCCCGGCGACUUUGCCGCCCUGCUCACUGCAAUCUCCGACCCAAAGACUUUCUUCGAGACUCAGUCCGAAGAGGAGCAGCUCCAGGGCACGACGCCAACGCUCUUGGCCGAUGAGGAGGCCCAGGACCUGCUCUUCGUCUUCCAGGAAUGGGCCACGCUCCAUGCCGAGGGCCAGCUCAUCAUGCGCCCCAACCGCUACUGGACCGCUGGCGGCAGCUUCUGGCGCCUCCCUCACGAGGAGCCCGAGCUGCACAAAGAUCUCAAGGAUGCCGAGCUCGUCAUCUUCAAGGGCGAUCUCAACUACCGAAAGCUCACUGGCGACGCUCACUGGGAUGCCACCACCCCCUUUCAAGAGGCGCUUGGGCCCAUGGGCAAGGGCUCCGGCGUCAACGUGCUGUCGCUGCGGACGUGCAAGGCCGAUGUCGUCGUCGGGCUGCCCCCGGGCAAGGAUGAGGAGCUGAAGAAGACGGAGGGCGGCGGCGGCGACAGCGGAGCCAGGAGGUGGGCGUGGCACGGCAAGUGGGCCGUUGUCUGCCUUUCCGAGGGAUCAUAG